Messenger RNA from Helianthus annuus (common sunflower), 5073 nucleotides. RefSeq lists its product as uncharacterized. The coding region runs from base 1 to 5073 and encodes 1690 amino acids. Gene Ontology annotation, molecular function: DNA helicase activity. The transcript is spliced from 9 exons. The record is from RefSeq and is a predicted model, not a curated record. NCBI's taxonomy places the organism in Eukaryota, Viridiplantae, Streptophyta, Magnoliopsida, Asterales, Asteraceae. Gene Ontology annotation, biological process: telomere maintenance; DNA repair.
AUGUCUCAUAUUCGUAAAGGUUCAUCCGCAUCAGAUAAAGAUUUACGUAACAUAAAUGUUACUUCAGGAACUCCUUUGUCUGAUAUAUCUAACUUUGAUACAUGCAGCAACAUUGACAAACUUGAAGCUGUCCAAAGAACAAAAGCUAGAAGAAUAUAUUCCAACAAUAAAAGAUUCAAUACAACCUCAUCGCAGACUCAAUCCACACUAAAUUAUUCAACUCAUAAUAAUAAAGAAAAUGUAACUUCAACCACAUCUACCGUGUAUAACAGAUCAUUAUGUAAGCCUGGUAUAAACAUCAAUUUUUCCUCUGGUAUAUCAUAUUCGGAAACUCAUAAUACGAAUCUUCCUUUUUCAACAAAUCCUUCACAUGAUAUUUCCAAUGACAAGGAUGAGGCUGCAAACAGAAGGAAGGCUAGACGUAUAUACUUGAAUAGCAAAAGAUUGAAUAAAAAUUCAACACAGACUCAAUCGUCACUAACUUCUUAUACGCCAAAUAAAGAGAAUAUUAGUCCGAACACUACUUUUACGUUGAAUAAAUCAUCUUUUAGCAUCCUCUCAAGUAUCAAUGUCUCUUCCGGUUCAUCUAAAUUCAAUUCAGGAAACAGUGCAUCUUCCAGUGGUAUUCCAAGAAACAUUACAAGCAACUCAGCAUCAGUCAUGAUACCUUCUUCAUCGUCUACAAUUCCACCAAAUACUGUUAUAGCAUCAGACGAACCUUCACCACUGAUAAGAAUGUCAUCAGGAAAGCGGAAAUUAGUAAGAAAACGACGAAACUUAACACCUAUACCUAUUAUUGAUUUGACAACAGAUGAUGAUAACGAGGUUGCUGAUAUCAUUGAUCAACAUUUAAAAGGUGUUUCAAAAGACUACUUGGAUCAUGGUGACCAGAUUAUCGUGUGUCAAACGUGUAGCGCAAAGCUAUGGAAAGCAGAGGCGGAUAGGGGAGAACAGAAGCGAAAUAAACCUAACUAUUUCCUUUGCUGUUCAUACGGCAAAGUUUUGUUACCUGAUUUUAAGCAGCCUCCUGAAAUUUUGAAAGAUCUAUAUGUUGGCGUCAGUGCGAAGAGCAAAUUGUUUUUAAAAAACAUUCGUCGUUAUAAUUCUAUGUUCUCAUUUACAUCUAUGGGAGGAAGGAUUGACAAAACUAUCAACCGUGGAAAUGCACCUUAUGUCUUUCGAUUAAGUGGUCAAAAUUAUCAUACUAUUGGGAGUCUAUUACCUGAUGAUGGAAAGGAGCCAAAAUUCAGCCAGUUGUAUAUAUACGACACAGAUAAUGAAAUAUUUAAUCAACAAAAUGCAGUUGGGGGCUCAAACACUUCUUUUACAAUAACUGAGUCAGCUUUUGAUGUUCAGAUCAUUGAGGAACUUACACUUAUGUUAGACACUAACAACGCUUUGGUUAAAAUUUAUCGACAAGCUAGAAAUUCUUUAAACGAAAACCCUUACAUCGACUUGAAGCUUUGUCUAAUUGGUAAAAGAUCCAAAGAUGGUAGGACAUAUAACCUUCCUGAAGCUUCUGAAGUUGCUGCAUUAGUUAUUGGAGAUCUGACUCAAGCUGUUGAGAAUCGUGAUAUAGUAGUGAAAACAAGAUCUGGUCGGAUUGAGCGCAUAAGUGAAUUACAUCCUUCUUAUCUUUCUCUACAAUACCCUCUUUUAUUUCCAUACGGAGAAGAUAUGUACAGGGUUGACAUUCUUCAUAGAGGUCUCAAUCUAGACACGAACAGCAAACGUCCAAUGUGUACUAUGCGUGAGUUCUUUGCUUAUAGACUACAAGAUCGUGUCGAUAAGUUUUCUUUGAUUCAUAAUGCAAAAAGACUUUUCCAACAAUUUGUUGUUGAUGCUUACACUAUGAUUGAGAGUGAAAGGUUGUUUUACAUACGACGACAACAAACUCAUUUGAGGUCAGAAACUGUUCAGAAUAUUCAGAAUGCAAGUAAUGCUGGAAAAAAAAAAGAUAUGUCAAAAAUUGGAACACGUAUCUUUAUUCCAUCUUCCUUCACUGGCGGUUCUCGAUAUAUGAUGCAAAAUUACUUAGAUGCAAUGUCUUUGUGCAAAUGGUUUGGGUAUCCAGAUUUUUUCAUCACUAUUACGUGUAAUCCAAAAUGGCCGGAUGUGCAAAGGUUUUUAAAAGAUACAACGAUAAGGCCUGAAGAUAGACCAGACAUUUUGUGUCGAAUUUUCAAGAUAAAACUAGAUGCCAUAACAAAAGAAUUGAAAGAAGGCAAGUUGCUCGGUAGAGUUAAUUCUGUUGUCUAUACUGUUGAGUUUCAAAAACACGGACUUCCUCAUGCACACAUAUGUGUAUUCAUGCAUUCUGACAGCAAGAUUCUAUCUGUUGACCAACUAGAUCCAAUCAUUUCUGCCGAAAUUCCAGACAUAGCCGAGGAUCCAGAGUUAUAUAAACUUGUGGCAGACUACAUGAUUCAUGGUCCAUGUGGUCCUCUCAAUAUGAAUUGUCCUUGCAUGAUCGAUCGAUUUCCAGUUUAUCGUCGAAGGGAUUCUGGCCUAUCUGUUGUUAAAUCACGUGUGAACGUAGACAAUAGAUAUGUUGUUCCAUAUAGUAAAGUUUUGUUAAAAAGAUACCAGGCGCAUAUUAACGUUGAAUGGUGCAAUCAAGUUGGUUCUAUCAAAUAUUUGUUCAAGUACAUUAACAAAGGCCCAGAUAGAACUACUCUUAGAGUUGUUGAAAGUGGAAAUCAGGAUGAUCAGGAACCUGUAGUCGAUGAGAUAGAAAAGUAUUACGAUUGCCGGUAUAUUUCUGCAUGCGAAUCUGUUUGGAGGAUCUUUUCAUAUGAUAUUCAUUAUCGAUAUCCCGCAGUUAUUCGAUUGCCGUUCCAUUUACCUGGUCAGCAAAACGUAGUAUAUGGCGCAGACGAUGACAUUGACGAGGUUCUUAACAAACCAUCUGUUGCUUCUACUAUGUUCUUAUCUUGGAUGAAGUGUAACGAAAAAUUACCCGAGGCACGUAAUCUUACUUAUGUUGAGUUUCCAUCAAAGUAUGUUUUUAAAUUAAGAACUCGCAGUUGGGAUAUAAGGAAACGACAUCCUUCAAUCGGUAGGAUUCAUUCGGUGUUUCCUUCAGCUGGUGAAGCAUACUACCUCAGAAUAUUAUUGAACAAAGUAAAGGGACCAAAAUCUUUUGAGGAUAUUCGUACUGUAAAUGGUACUUUGUAUCCAACUUUCAGGGACGCAUGCUAUGCGUUAGGGCUUUUGGACGAUGAUAACGAGUACAUUGAAGCUAUCAAAGAAGCUAAUUUGUAUGGAAGUGCUACUUAUCUACGGACGUUAUUUGGAACAAUGCUGAUGUUUGGUAGUUUGUCUAGACCUGAUUUUGUAUGGGAGAAAACAUGGACGUAUUUAUCGGAUGACAUUUUAUAUAGACAAGAAAAACAUUUGAAUGUUGAUGGUUUAAAUUAUUCUGACGAAGAAAUAAAGAAUUUGGCGUUGUUAGAGAUUGAGAAGUUCUUACUUCGUAAUAAUUCAUCUCUGAGGAACUAUUCAAAUAUGCCUUAUCCUGAUGAUGAGUCUAUUUCUUCGUCUAACAAUCGAUUGAUCAACGAGGAGUUAUCUUAUUUCCAAAAUACCAUGGAAGAUGAGUUGAAUAAUAUGUUACUACUUUUAACAGAUGAGCAACGUAAUGUUUUUGAUCAGAUUAUGGAAUCUGUUAGAACAAACAAAGGUGGUGUCUUUUUUGUUUACGGAUAUGGUGGCACCGGUAAGACCUUUCUUUGGAAGACAUUGUCGGCAGCAAUUCGAAGUAAGUCUGAAAUUGUUUUAAAUGUUGCUUCAAGCGGUAUAGCUUCUUUGCUACUUUCUGGAGGUCGAACAGCCCAUUCUCGAUUUUCCAUCCCUCUGAAUCUAAAUGAGGAUUCUCUUUGCCGCAUGAAGCCUGGAUCUGAACUUGCGUGUCUUUUAAAAAAAACACAACUUAUUAUAUGGGAUGAGGCUCCUAUGAUUCAUAAACAUGCCUUUGAAGCAUUGGAUAGAACCUUAAAAGAUAUAUUGAUGCCUGAUUGUUCAAAUAGCGAAGCUUUACCAUUUGGAGGAAAGGUAAUUGUAUUUGGUGGUGACUUUAGACAGAUUCGUCCUGUUGUUCCUAAUGGCUCUAGACAGGAUAUCGUGAAUGCUUCCCUGAGUUCGUCAUAUAUAUGGAAUAAAUGCAAGUUACUAAGGCUAACAAAAAACAUGAGGCUUACUGUUGGCAUGAAUCAUGGUGAUAUUGACAAGACAAAAGAGUUUGCUAAAUGGCUUUUGGAUAUUGGCGAGGGAAAACUUGGUGGUCGCAACGACGGAGAAGCUCUUAUUGAUAUACCUCAAGAACUGUUGAUUACUGAGUCCACUAACCCUAUUGGUAAUCUGAUCAACUUUGUGUAUCCGUCGAUACUUGAAUCGUUCAAUGAUCCAAAUUAUUUUCAGGAAAGAGCCAUACUUGCUCCUAAGAACGACGUUGUUCACGAGAUAAAUGAUACCUUAUUAGCAAUGUUUCCUGGUGAUCAUAAAGAGUAUCUAAGUUCAGAUUCCAUCUGCCAAUCUGAGAAUGUAACUGACCAUAUUCGACACAAUGUUUACCCCCCCGAUGUUCUAAAUGGUCUUAAGGUUUCAGGAAUGCCGAAUCAUAAAUUGGUUUUAAAAGUUGGUGUUCCUAUCAUGCUGUUACGUAACCUUGAUCAGAAAAACGGUCUGUGCAAUGGUACAAGAUUACAAGUCGUAAAACUUGGUGAUCGGAUUAUUGAAGCCAAAGUGAUUUCUGGUAAUAAUAUUGGUACUAGAACUUUUAUACCAAGGAUCAAUCUUUCCCCCUCUGACAAACGAAUACCUUUCAAGCUUCAAAGAAGGCAAUUCCCGAUAGCUGUGUGUUUUGCAAUGACGAUAAAUAAAAGUCAGGGACAGUCGUUAUCUAAGGUUGGUUUGUUUCUAAAGCAGCCUGUUUUCACUCACGGACAACUAUAUGUUGCAGUUUCAAGAGUCAAAAGCAUGGAUGGUUUAAGGAUGUUAAUAUUAGAUGUUGAGGGAAACGUUACUAAUAAGACUACAAAUGUUGUAUACAAAGAGAUAUUCUCAAAUUUAUAG